AUUAUAGUGCAGCAAUACGCAAUCAGUUGCAAUCAGUUAGUUGCUUUUUCACGCAUCAGAAAGUCUCAGACAUGGGAAAGAAAAAUAAAUAUAAGGAGGCUGAGAAGCCUGUGCCCCCUGCAGCACAGCCACAACAACAACAAGCUGCUGGUGCACCGGGUGCUCAGAACAGACCCACUCAACCCGCUAGACCCCCAGCCACUCCCACUCCAUCCACAAGCUCCGCCGCUUCUGGGUCCCAACUACAGCAGGGAGGAUGGCGAACACAGGACAGUCACCAGCAGCGCUCUCAGGCCGGGCAAGGCUGGGACGGACAACUAAAAGGACCGCGGCAGCCAGGAGGCAGUCAACAGAGAGGACCGCAGAAGCAAGGAAGCGGACAAGAGAGAAGACCGCAGCAGCAAGGAGGCGGACAACAGAGAGGUCCGCAGCAGCAAGGAGGUGGACAACAAAGAGGACCACCCCAAAAGCAGGGUGGCGCGGCUCUGCCGCCUCUCCCAGCAGGCACCAUGAAGCGUGGAACUUUGGGAAAACCAGGUCAAGUAUCUGUCAAUUACCUCGACGUUAACUUGGACAAAAUGCCAGCUGUGGCCUACCACUACGAUGUGAAGAUCACGCCAGAGCGUCCUAAGAAGUUCUAUCGUCAGGCAUUUGAUCAGUACAGAGUUGAACACUUGGGCGGUGCGAUUGCCGCAUUUGAUGGACGUGCAUCGGCCUACUCAGCUGUGAAGCUAAAAUGCAGCUCCCAGGGCCAAGAAGUGAAAAUAUUAGAUCGCCACGGCCGUACCCUGACUUACACUCUGGAAAUCAAGGAGACAGAGGACUCGGAAGUCGAUCUGAACUCGCUGAGAAACUAUAUGAAGGAUAGGAUAUAUGACAAGCCCAUGAGAGUUUUACAGUGUCUGGAGGUUGUGUUGGCGGCCCCCUGUCAUAACACCGCCAUACGCGCCGGUCGCUCGUUCUUCAAAAGGUCAGAGCCCGGUAAAGCCUUUGAUCUGAACGACGGCUACGAAGCUCUAGUUGGACUCUAUCAAGCAUUCGUGCUUGGCGAUCGCCCGUUUGUUAAUGUGGACAUAUCGCACAAGUCCUUUCCGAAGGCCAUGACGAUCAUUGAAUAUUUAGAGCAGUAUCAGCGCAAGAGAAUUGACAAAAGCACAAAUCUUGACGACAGGCGUUACAAAAUCGAAUCAUUCCUAAAGGGCAUGAAUAUAGUAUACGAUCCGCCUGCCUGUUUUGCCAGUGCCCCUCGCGUCUUCAGAGUCAACGGGCUUUCCAAGUUUCCCGCUAGCAGUCAGAAAUUUGAGCUGGAUGGGAAGCAAACGACGGUUGCAGAGUACUUCCGGUCUCGGAAAUAUAAUUUAAAGUAUCCGAACCUGCUUUGCUUGCAUGUUGGGCCGCCGUUGAAAAACAUUUAUUUGCCUAUCGAACUAUGUCGCAUUGAGGAUGGGCAGGCCCUGAAUCGCAAGGAUGGAGCUAAUCAGGUGGCGGCCAUGAUUAAGUAUGCUGCCACUUCCACCAACGAGAGGAAGGCCAAGAUCAUCCGCUUGAUGGAAUAUUUCAGGCACAAUUUAGACCCGACCAUCAGCCACUUUGGCAUACGUCUGGGCAGUGACUUCAUCGUCGUGAAUACACGCACGCUCAAUGCGCCUCAGAUUGAGUACAAAAACAAUUUGGCCUCGGUAAGGAACGGUUCGUGGCGCAUGGAUCGCAUGCAAUUCUAUGACCCCAAGCCAAAGCCACAUAAAUGGGCUAUACUCUACGGUAAGAUUGACUACAUGAGUGUGGUCGAUUUUCAGGGCAUGAUAAUUCAGCUGAGUCGCACCGUCAAUAUGUGCCUGAAUGACAACGCCGAGAUACGGAAUUACAGUGAUGAGUGUGAACUGGAUUCUCAUUUCCUUGAUUUAAAAAACAAUCAAUUUGAUUUGGUGUACGUUAUUAUACCAAAUUCCGGGUCCGUUUAUGAUGUCGUGAAGCAAAAGGCUGAGCUGGAGCAUGGAAUUCUCACACAAUGCAUCAAGGAGAACACAGUCCUGCGUAAAUGUAACCUGCAGUGUAUUGGAAACGUUCUGCUUAAGGUCAAUUCCAAGCUAAACGGCAUCAAUCAUAAGCUAAAGGAUGACCCCCUCUGUCUGCUAAAGAAUGCGAUGUUCUUGGGUGCUGAUGUAACUCAUCCAUCGCCAGAUCAGCGUGAGAUCCCCAGUGUGGUGGGUGUUGCCGCCUCCCAUGAUCCAUUCGGGGCUUCAUAUAACAUGCAAUAUCGCUUGCAACGCUCUGACUUGGAGGAGAUACAGGACAUGGAGUCGAUAACUCUUGAGCACUUGCGUGUCUAUCAUCAGUUCCGGAAAUCCUAUCCCGAGCACAUUGUCUAUUAUCGUGAUGGCGUGAGCGAUGGUCAGUUUCCCAAGAUCAAGAAGGAAGAGUUGAGUGGAAUUUGUGCGGCCUGCACCAAGAUGCUCAUUAAUCCCAAGAUUUGCUGCGUCAUCGUGGUUAAGCGGCAUCAUACACGCUUCUUUCCGAACGGAACUCCAUCGCUAUACAACAAGUUUAACAAUGUUGAUCCGGGAACGGUCGUCGAUCGCACCAUUGUCCAUCCCAAUGAGAUGCAGUUCUUCAUGGUCAGCCAUCAGUCGAUUCAGGGGACGGCCAAGCCGACGCGUUACAAUGUGAUUGAGAAUACGGGCAACUUGGAUAUAGACUUACUGCAGCAAUUAACAUACAAUCUUUGUCACAUGUUUCCCCGUUGCAACCGCGCAGUGUCUUAUCCGGCUCCGGCAUAUUUGGCACAUUUGGCUGCGGCACGUGGACGUGUCUAUCUCACUGGCUGCACCAAGUUCCUCACUCCAAAGGAGGAAUACGAAAAGCGGUUGAUUGUUCCACAGUUCCUGAAAACGAACCCCAUGUAUUUCGUGUAGGCAGAACAGUAAA
Drosophila persimilis is the source of this 2925-nucleotide messenger RNA. RefSeq names its product protein argonaute-2. The record is from RefSeq and is a predicted model, not a curated record. Gene Ontology annotation, molecular function: protein binding; RNA binding. The transcript is spliced from 9 exons. The coding region runs from base 72 to 2912 and encodes 946 amino acids. NCBI's taxonomy places the organism in Eukaryota, Metazoa, Arthropoda, Insecta, Diptera, Drosophilidae.